Molecule: messenger RNA, 690 nt
Organism: Plasmodium inui San Antonio 1
Lineage: Eukaryota; Apicomplexa; Aconoidasida; Haemosporida; Plasmodiidae
Exons: 1
Coding region: 1-690 (229 amino acids)
Source: RefSeq, a predicted model, not a curated record
AUGGCCCUGAUACAAGAAAGGAACUUAUCCGAAUUAAAUGAAAAUGGAUGUUUGAGGAAGGAAAACUCAAAUAGAAAUGUAGGUUCCUCCCAUUCUACAUGGAGAGAGGACGUGCUAUCUGGGCCUGAUAGGAUGGAUUUAGGUGGGAAUAAAAAGAACAAAAGUUUGGAUGGGGAUAAGAUAGUCGAAGGAGAAUAUGAAGAGGAAGAUGACUUACGUAAUAUUUACUCGCCUAGCUUUAACGGACAUGAGAUGAUAUUUACUAGGGAUGUAACGGAAGAGAACGUGGACGCAUCGAUGAGUAAUAUUGGACAGAUGGCCUCAAGGAAUGACAUUAUCAGAAUGUGGAAGGAAACAUAUUCUUUUAGACAAGAAGUAAUUAAUGAAAUGAUAGAUGCUCUAUUCAAAUAUUACCAGGAGUUAAAAGAAAGACAUAAAAUAAGGGGAGCAGUCGCCAUCACUCAUUGGAAUGCCGUCCUGUCCAAGUGUUUUGAUAUACUAACGAGGAAAGAGGACAAAUACAAAGAAUUUUUCAUUUCAUUCAUCAUAACAGAUGACUUGACCAAGGAGGAACUGGUGAAAUUCUUUGACCAUUGCAAGUUGAAGUUUGUUGGAUUAAGGCAGUCUUUAGAGACCUUAGCAAGGAAACAACUCUAUAGAAGGAUGAUUCCGAAAAGAGGAGGCAACUAG